Branchiostoma floridae (Florida lancelet) is the source of this 3381-nucleotide messenger RNA. Its product is annotated as malonyl-CoA decarboxylase, mitochondrial-like. Gene Ontology annotation, cellular component: peroxisomal matrix; mitochondrial matrix. Gene Ontology annotation, molecular function: malonyl-CoA decarboxylase activity. The record is from RefSeq and is a predicted model, not a curated record. The transcript is spliced from 12 exons. Bases 623 to 2161 code for a protein of 512 amino acids. Lineage: Eukaryota; Metazoa; Chordata; Leptocardii; Amphioxiformes; Branchiostomatidae. Gene Ontology annotation, biological process: fatty acid biosynthetic process; malonyl-CoA catabolic process; acetyl-CoA biosynthetic process.
CAUCAUAUAACUUGAAAAUGCUCUUCAACUGUCAUUAAAGUCAAUGGAACCAUUGCAGCAAAAAGACUGAUCCCAUAGCUCAACCCACCUCUGCAGUAAUAUAGAGAUUCAAAGUAAAAACAUGCCAAAUUCAAAUGUUUGAUGGACAUGGCAGUCAUUCUCCCAUUAGUUGAACCGUCAAUUGUUAUUCAGUUAUUGGUUGAAACCAGCAUCAAACAAAGCUUUAGUAAACUAUCCUCAAUAACUGCAUAUGUUAAAUAGCAAUGAUGUAAUAAUAUUGACUGUAUACAAUAUAUUUGAUCUAGUGGUCACUGCUAAAAUCACAUUCUAGAACUAAAGCUGACAUCACUGAAAAACUGAUGUUGAAAACUGCACAAUCUUCAUCAGAUGAUGAAACAAGGGUUGACAAUGCCUGGUAGCUGUUGAUUGGCUGUGAAACUGAUGACAUCACAAAGGAGGAAGAUUGAAUGCUGUAGCAACACCAGUGAGUGGGUCAUCACAGUGAAGCUUGUUGAUAUGCAUGUUGUGGGAAUCCCUCCACAGCACAUUCAUAAUCAUAGCUCCCCUGGGCAUGGAAGAUUUAUCUAAGGUUUUUCAUGUGCGGGCUUCUGUAUGAAGGAAUAUGUUCCAAGGAGGAUUUUCCUGGCAGAAGCUUAGAAAGAUUUAUGCCCACAACAUCUCUGGUCUGCAGAACUCUGCAGAUGGGGCGGAGUCGGGUGUGUCCUCGCCGUCGAUGUUCACGGCAACCAUCUCACAGAUGGUCACGGAGAUCAUCGGACCUAAAGAAGCUGGACUGAAAAAGCCAACGAUACCUGAGGGGAAAACCAGGCACUUAUGCGAUGUGUACAACUCCCUGUCAACAGAAGACAAGGCGACGUUCCUACGGGUAGUCUCACAGCAGUUUGGUACAGAUCACGAUGAAGUACUGAAGGCUGCAGAGGGUCUACCACAAGCAAAGGAGAAAAGUGAAGGUGCCUUGCUGAAGGCGGAGGAGAGACUACAGGCAGCGCUGGUACCCAGGUACCAUGACCUGUUUGUGCAGAUCGGUCGACUGGAGGGCGGAGUCAAACAUCUGGUGGACAUGAGAGCAGACACACUGGACCUCCUGUCUUCAGUAAAAGACAGUGCAGAGCUGCGGAGCUUCAGCUCGUGUUUGAGAGAGAUGCUGUCUCAUUGGUUCUCAGCAGGGCUGCUACAUCUUCAGAGGAUAACAUGGGAGUCAUCAUGUGAUAUCCUACAGAAGAUUAGUGAGUACGAGGCUGUCCACCCCAUGAGGAACUGGUCGGACCUGAAGCGGAGGGUGGGGCCCUACAGGAGGUGCUUCAUCUUCACUCACAGCACCAUGCCCAGGGAACCUAUGGUGGUCCUGCACACAGCACUCACCAAUCAGAUCUCAGAUAACAUCCAGACCAUUGUAUCAACCCCCAUCCUGGAUGAGGAGGAUGUGGACAACAUCAACACUGCCAUCUUUUACUCCAUCACCUCUACACAGAAAGGUCUCCAGGGAGUUGAACUUGGAAACUACCUCAUCAAGCGGGUUGUACGGGAACUGCAGGCAGAGUUUCCUAAGAUGACCCAGUUCUCGUCCCUCUCCCCCAUCCCCGGCUUCCGUGAUUGGUUGGUUGGAGAGAUCAACAAGGUGCUAGGCUCUACAGAGUCUUCCUCAUCAGAAGACAGUGGGGUUGAUGGUCCUUCAUCUACAGCUCCAACCCUCCUGACUUCAGCUGAGCUUCAGAAGGUGGCGGAGAUUGCAGGGAAGGAAGAUGUGUCACCAUUGGUCACACUGAAGAAACUUCUACAGACCAACCAGUGGAUGGGAGCAGAGUCCAUGGUGGAGGUACUGAAGGAUCCACUUAUGAGAUUAUGUGCAAGGUAUCUGUAUCUUGAGAAGAGGAGAGGAUAUGCCGUCAAUCCUGUAGCUAAUUUCCACUUGAGAAACGGGGCGGUUCUGUGGAGGCUGAACUGGCAGGCGGACACGGGUCCCCGUGGCAUCAGUCAGUCAUGUGGGGUCAUGGUCAACUACAGAUAUUUCCUGGGGGACACGAUGAGGAACAGCCAGCGCUACAUGGAGGAACAGCACAUCGAGGCCUCCCAGCAGGUCAUCGACCUCGCACAGGCUGCAGGGGGGGCGGACAGUCCAGCUGGGAAGAGUAAUCUGUAGGGGGGUCCUGGAGGACGGGGUACUUAGUAUAGUAGGUGGGGGACAUACAUGUGUAUUCAACAGGAAAGGGGAGUUGAAGGUGAAAAGGUGUUGGCAUCCUAACUUUGUAUAAAGAGGUCAUAGAGUCAGAAUGCUUAUACUGACAAGCAAAUCUUCUGAACCAAUUAUGUGCUAGUGCCUGGUAAAGUUGUGUGGUAGAGAUUCAUGCACUAGCAUACAUCUAAACAAUAAUGCAUGACUACAGCUGCAGUAUGCGGGAAUGGUAAGGGCUAUUUUUCAACAUAGUAGAAGAUUAUAUCUGGAUUUUAUUCAGGAUUAUAAAAUGUAUGAAUGAGGUCAAGGAGCUUUCAUCAUGUUGCAAACAAUGAUUUGCUGAUUUAUUGAAUUUGUUGAUAUUGCUAAGAGAAGUCGGUUUCUGAUCAUGACUCUUUGAUGUGGUUGUCCAUUGUGGAGAAUCUGCUAUUGCCCAUGUACAAAUUUUAAAUAAUACCUAUGGUAGUUGUAUUUGGAAUGUUACAUAUACAACACCAAGAUUUAUAACUAAUAUGUACUUGCUUCAUAUAUGUGAAAUUUAACACCAAUAUAGAAGGUAGAAGGAAACUAAAUCAUGAGAAGUACAUGAUUCCGAGCAAUGACUUCCCAACAUAGCAAGUGGUGACUUUGUUUGAACAAGUUCAAGAGGUUCUGCUCUGUGUACCAGUAGCAUGUGAAUAUCCAGAAACUUCCAAUUCAAAAUAUAACCCCAGUGUGUGUAAGUAGAGCUUGAUAAGUGUACAGGGAUCUGAGUCAGAAACAUUGCUUUUUUAAUUCUUCCAUUCUGGUUCUCUAGAUAUACAGCACUGGCAAGAACAUUUGACAGCAAUAAUGGGUACAUGUGUACAUUUGUAUGGUACAAUCGACAUAUCUACGCUGCUGAUGGACACUUCUCAAUAGCAGGCACUAUUGCCUUUUUCCAUUGUACCACUGGCCAUUUUCUGUUGUAAUAUAACAUCAUGAAGAGAGAAUUUAGUUGUAUAAAUAGGAAGAGAUGAAAUGAGAAUGAUGAGAUUCCAGGUUAAUAUGGGGCGCUUCUAAUGUAAAUUGUGGGGGAGAACAGGCUCAGAGUCUGUACUUCUCAGACUUCAUAAAUGCGCACAAUUACAGAUGGGAAAGUGUAUACAUCUACAAUAAUUGAUGCUAAAAUUCAGCUACAAUAAUUAAAGGAAACAUGUAAAUUGCAA